Messenger RNA from Blumeria graminis f. sp. triticale, 3558 nucleotides. The record is from the annotation of a GenBank genome assembly. NCBI's taxonomy places the organism in Eukaryota, Fungi, Ascomycota, Leotiomycetes, Helotiales, Erysiphaceae.
AUGAAAUUUCACCGAAUCCCUUUCUCCUACCGGGAGACACGAAUAGACCUCGAUUCAGCCACCCAAGGUUCUACGACUUCAAUAUGCUUGCCUGCAGCAUCAUCAAGUUUUUCGAGUAUCAACUACAAACGGCAAAUUCGAUCUGAUUCUCAAACAUCUGACGAUGAAUGUUCUUUUAGACAAAAAUAUUUAGCUUCCUCCUCAGCAAUAUAUCAUCGUAAUUAUCACCAUUCACCCAGGAGUUUUCUCUGGAGGGUGACUGAAAAUGCAAGGGUUCUAUCCAUACGAAUUGUGGAUAUUUUUCCAUACAAUCCUGAUGAUAAUACAGCCAUGACUCUACGUCUUGUCUUCCCUCACGCAAUCUUGCCAGAUUGUGUCGCACUGUCUGACUUCCAGGAGAAAGACUCACUCAGCAUAUUUGUACUUACUGACGCGAAGCAAGUCUGGACUCUCGACAUCUAUCCCUAUUUUUUUUUUCGAGCGACAAAGAUUGACGAGAAAUACACCGACUGGUAUCAUGCAUACUCCCCUAGAUCUCUAGGAAUUAAGACCCCGCAUAGAUUAAUUGCUUUAAGUGCUGCAGAACUUUUAAUAUCUUUUCAUGAUGGCGCACUCGUGAGACUAGAUAGAAAUCCCAACGUUUCUGGAUCUUUCUGGAAAGAACAACAGUAUAACGAAGGCGGGUGGGGGCAUAGUUUCAGGAGCAUGGUGCCCUUUGCAGGCAGUAACGGGGUUCGAUAUAGAGACCAAAUAGUACAGGGAUCAGCUGCAACUUCGAUCGCGUCACCAGUCACUCAAAUUAAUAAAAAUUCAUUUGCGUUUACAGUAACUAUUGAUCAUCGACUUCGAAUCUGGAAUCUUAGUCUAGGAAAAAUUGCUUAUUCAGGAGAUAUUCUGACUCAAGAAGCAGAAGUGCAUGAUGGCUCUAAAAAGAUAAUAGAUCCAUCUUACUCGCAGCUAGUCAAGGUUGUGCGAGAUUGGGAUGAUAAAAUAAUUUGUGCGACUUAUUCGCCACUCGGCUCUGGCGAAUUCAAAUUUUGGAAGGUUAUUGAUCAUGAAGAUUUCAAAUUAGAACUGCUGGAUCUUUUCCCAGAGAAUGUCUUAGUUCCUCAAGCGCCAACAUCUGAUAUAUGGAACGUAGCAGACUUUUCUGUCAUCAUGGACAAAAACCACGAAGGAAAAGUGACUCUCUGGAUCCUCUGGAAAAACAAUGUAACUUAUCGACUUCACAAACUUGAAUUCAAGACUGGAUCUAUUGGACAAGUACGAACUUCAUGGAGUGAUAAAUGGGUAGCUGUUGCCCUUGAUAAGCUCGAAGAAAGUUCAUUACCCACAAUACUACCUAGUGAUCCAUUAGACGCAACUGACAAGUGGCUUAAAUUUAUUUUAAGCCCUGGUAGAUAUACAAUCCCGACAAUCGAGACUGGACUUGCAAUAUAUGAACAUGGCCUUGGCUAUAAAACAGAUAGUAACGGAAAAGAAAGAUCCUUGGCGAGCCGGAUGUGCGCGGCUAUCGCCUCAACUUCGACAUUAACUCACAUGUCUGAUAACAUAAGUUUUGAGCAGUUUCGCUCUAGUACACAUAUUCAGUGGCUGAGGUUCUAUCGGCUAUUAAACGAUCUCCACAAGCAGCGAGGUGAGGCAAUGUCUCUCACCAUCGAACCUGAAGGACUUAUGCCAUUGGUUGUAUUAGCAGAUGGUGUCUCGGUUAUUCGUACAUGCAGCAGCUUAGAAAGGGUCUGGUACAAUAAUGAGCAUAUCAACGGAAGCGAUACCAUUUCGUCCCUUCUAUAUUCAGCAGCAAAUUUUUGGGAUUCACUACCCGAUUAUAGCGUCAGAGCCUGCAGCUCCGCGUUACUUGAGGAAGUUCAUCAAGAAUCAUCUCUGUUAGACUCUGCAAGAAUGACUGAAAUAUAUGAAAAGUGUGACUUUAUCAACCAAGUCACCAAUGAAGACUACGAUGAAUUAUUCAGGAUUCUUGGCGAGCAUAUCAGCGAUCUAACCCCAGAAGUUUAUGCUACUCUCAUAGAGCUUAUUAGCCCAGCCGAGGGAGAAAAGAAAUUCUUGCGUGCGCGUAAUCUUGCAGAGUUCGGUAACAAAUUACUGGUUAAAGGUGUGCAAGAUACUGUCGAGCUUCACAGAUCAAUUUGUCUAGAGCAAUUGAUUAUUGCUAUGUUCACAGAAUUUGAGCUCAUUGACGAAUAUAAUGGAAAAAAGAUAGAAACUGUACCUACUUUUAAGCAAUUACUAUUAAUACUAAAGAGACUAGAACUUAUUCGCUGGCUUACAAACACACAGAUCUGCAUCCCGCUUAAAUCUCCAGACUACGCUGAAGAUUCUCAAGACAAUCGAGCCCUAACCAAACUGGCCACAGAGGGCGUACAGACAAUUACUAUUUUUGAAGGAGUUUUAGGUCAUCUUUUCAGCCUAGAUCUGGAUAAAACCGGGAGUCUGCCAUCGUUGGUCACAGAUGCAAUAGUAGGACUCUGUGCCCACCAAAACCGAUAUGAAACUCCAACUGCGGUAAUUCAGUGCUUUCUGCUCAAGCAUAAUCGACCCGACUUGAGUAUAGAGUUUUCUAGAUUUAGCGGACAAGACGCAUUCUCUAUCUAUAUUAUGGGUAGAACACACCUCAUCAACGAUGAAAUUGUGAUAGCGGCGGAGUUUUUCAAAAAAGCCGCUUUUGGAAUGGCUUAUGCUCACCCUUAUCAACCAUGUGACCAUCGAAGUGCAGGUUAUCUUAAUGAGAGUGAGAAGCUACUGUUCAAUGCAGGACUUCCCAAAUAUUACGCUCAUAUAACGGACCUUUUUGAGACGCAAGAGCUUCACUCAUUCGUAGUCGACUUUGCACGGCUCUCCAUCCAAUUUAUGAAGUUCGAUGAGAGCGAAUAUGACCUUCACCAACGGAUGUGCACUAGUCUCUUUAGCGCAGCUCUUUACACUGCUCGGUACGAAAUUGCAUACUCCUCAUUGCUCCAGUUCAAGAAAGUAGGACUUCAGGCUUCUUACCUCGAGAUACUAAUCACAAAAAUGUGUGAAUCAUCACAUGCCUCAGAGCUCAUCGAAUUUCCUUUCAUUGGCUUGCAUGAUCAGGUCGAUCGGAUUUUGAGCCAAAAAUGUCAGAAUAUUACUAACAUCUCUCACGGUGUACCCUAUCACAAGAUUCUCUAUGCAUGGCGCAUCCGACGUGGAAAUUUUCGUGGUGCAGCUGCCACACUCUUUGAGCGUCUGCUAUUCUUAAAGGAUACACGGGAUGGCGACAAGAUGAUUGAAAGUAAUGACGAUCAUCUAGAAACACCCGUCACUCGCCAGUAUAUUUCUCUCCUUAAUACGUUAGGUUGCGUGGAUCCACAACAAGCAUGGAUUCUUUCAGAACACCAACGACCACCGUCGUAUACCCACACCAGAGCGAAUGUAGUGCCUGAGGUGUCACCAAAGCGCGUGUUGAUUACCCUGGCCGACCUGAAGCGGAGUUAUCACGAAGAACUGGACCGUAUAGCUACAAUCCAAAACAAUCAGUUCGCCUUUGCAGGUGGCGAUGAGAUGGAUGUAUUAUGA